This is a messenger RNA of Suillus clintonianus, 1308 nucleotides long. RefSeq lists its product as uncharacterized. Lineage: Eukaryota; Fungi; Basidiomycota; Agaricomycetes; Boletales; Suillaceae. The record is from RefSeq and is a predicted model, not a curated record. Bases 1 to 1308 code for a protein of 435 amino acids. The transcript is spliced from 4 exons.
AUGAAAGCAAAAACCUGGCUUGGCCGCUAUCAUACGAAAUUACAGAAACUCACUACUCAAAAGCCUCGGAAGCCAUGGCGCCACCGCAGCAAAGGUCGCUACAAGCACACGGCCAGCGAAAAGGCCACUUUGAAGGAAAAAUGUCUAGCCCAUCGCAUUACAUAUGCUGAUGCUCUCAAGGAUGCCCGUGAGGUCGUGCAGGAGCAGGCAAAGCUACUGCAUGAGAAAUUUGGCGGUCAUAGCAUUCAGUAUUAUCAUGAAGAGCUCAUGCAGCGUGCUCGCAUGGCUGCUUCAUCACGUAGUCCUUCAAGAUGGAACACAUUUGUUCGGCGUGAGGUGAAGCGGACGAAUCAGGAACGUCCUCCAGGUUCCCCUUUCCUCAAAGCUUCUCAUUGCGUGAAAGGACUUGCGGCGCGUUGGAAUGGCAUGUCAAAAGACGAACAAGAGAAAGAGACCGCGGAUGCCAUGAAAGAUCUCGAAGACCAUCGCGAAUCUAAGCAGCUUGCCCUACACAACGUGCCUCUGAACGCUUUUCAAGACGUUCGGAAAAGUCUCGAGUUACUUGACCGUGAAAUUCAUGCUUUGAAUGCACGUACAGGCCUUGAGGUCGUGCUACUCACUUCACGUUCAAAUAUUGACCACUUCAACCAGCCACAUAUCUUCGUCACCGAGCGCGCUGCUGACUUCUUUGAUGCAUGCUUGGGCUCUUCCAUUGCGGAUGUCGCAGUACGUUUCGAGGCAUUCUGCAUAGCUGGGGUACAAGAGGCAGCAGCAGCCCCCACCAAGGUGUCGCACAUGUAUUACCAAAAUUUCGGCACCUACAUUACCGCUAAAUUCGGGAUCAUCAUCGAGAACUGGCCACUGCAGAAGUUCUGCUGCCCAGGGGACAUCAGCUCACGCUCCGAACUCGCCGUUUUGAGCCUUGCAUGGGAGUCGAAUGCCACUCACUUCCGCAAGCUGACAGACAGCAAGUUUAACGAGUGGAGUAACCAGCGCUUCCAGGAUGCAAUGGAUCAGGCGAGAGUAGAAAGAGAUGAUGGGAUGGAAGUAGAUGGUGAAGGACAGGAGAACAUCAUAGAAGGAUCCGACAACGAGCCUCCGCUCGACUCCACCUCCCUUCCUCGCCAGCAAACAUCAGCUCUGAGUCACAGCGUGAAUGUCAUUACAAUGGCAAACGGAACUAGUGUCAACAUAUCAAAGAGGACUCGCAAGCCGCGCUGCGAUAAAGGUCAGAAGCGUGGUCCUCGAACGAAAAAGCGCUCAGGUCAAUCAGAGGCUGAUCCUAGUAUUGUGUCUGUAGCCUUGUGA